Molecule: messenger RNA, 1932 nt
Organism: Fibroporia radiculosa
Lineage: Eukaryota; Fungi; Basidiomycota; Agaricomycetes; Polyporales; Fibroporiaceae
Exons: 13
Coding region: 1-1932 (643 amino acids)
Cellular component (GO): cytosol
Molecular function (GO): AMP binding; acetyl-CoA synthetase activity
Source: RefSeq, a predicted model, not a curated record
AUGUCUGAAAACAAUCAUGAAUCCGUCCCUACGCACCCCAUCGCACCCAGACUCAAAAAUGGCAAGAAACAGCCUCACGUAGGCCCUCAUAUUCAUGCCUACAAAUCCCUCCAUGCGCAGACGCUUGGCCAUGAGAGCGACAAGUGGUGGGCAAAGAUGGCGCGCGAGACGAUUCAUUGGGACCGACCUUUUCAGACCGUUCGCGCAGGUGGCUUCGAGACAGGCGACAUUGUCUGGUUUCCAGAAGGUGGACUGAAUGCGUCAUACAAUUGCACGCUUCCUCUCAUACAGACUGCCAUCAUCUACGAGGCCGAUGAACCCGGUGAUGGUGCCGAGAUCACAUACGCACAACUCCUCCGUGAGGUCUGCGGUCUCGCAAAUGUUCUCAAAGGACUCGGAGUUAAGAAGGGGGACACCGUCUCCAUCUACCUCCCCAUGACAUGGCACGCCAUCGCGGCUUUCCUUGCAUGUGCCCGUAUCGGUGCCGUGCACUCCGUCAUCUUCGCGGGCUUCUCCGCCGAAUCUCUCCGUGAUCGUGUUCAGGAUUGCAAGUCCCGCAUUCUCAUUACCUCCGAUGAAGGUAGGCGAGGUGGAAAGACGAUCGCAACCAAGGCCAUCGCGGAUGCUGCCGUGAAGGAGUGUCCCCUUGUGGAGCACAUGGUCGUGCUUAAGCGUACUGGUAACGAUGUGCCGUUCACUCCAGGGAGGGACAAGUGGUGGCACGAGGAGAUUACGAAAGUACCGAGCUAUUGUCCACCGGAGGUCAUGUCGUCUGAGGAUCCACUCUUCAUCCUCUAUACGUCAGGUUCAACCGGCAAACCAAAGGGCGUGGUGCACACCACUGCCGGUUAUUUGCUCUGUGCGGCGAUGACCGUGAAAUACGUAUUUGAUGUCCACCCGGAUGAUAAAUUUGCCUGCAUGGCAGAUGUUGGCUGGAUCACUGGACACACGUACAUCGUAUAUGGUCCUUUGAUGAAUGGUGUCACCACGACGGUGUUUGAGUCCACGCCUGUAUACCCGACACCCUCUCGCUACUGGCAGACAGUAGACAAGCAUCAGAUUACGCAGUUUUACUCUGCGCCGACUGCGAUCCGACUCUUGCGCCGCCUGGGUGACCACCAUGUCAAAGAUUACGAUUUGAGUUCUCUCCGCGUUCUCGGUAGUGUCGGCGAACCGAUCAACCCAGAGGCAUGGCAUUGGUACAAUGAUCACGUCGGUCGCAAACAGUGUGCAAUUGUGGACACGUUCUGGCAAACAGAAACGGGUUCGAUCGUUGUUACACCUUUCCCCGGUGCGAUUGAGACCAAGCCUGGUGCGGCGACGGUCCCCUUCUUCGGGAUCGAGCCUGCGAUCUUGGACCCUGUCUCUGGCAAGGAGAUCGAAGGUCCAAACGUCGAAGGCGUUCUCGUGUUCAGGCACCCUUGGCCGUCUAUUGCACGAACGCCGUAUCCCGGCGUGUUCUACACUGGUGAUGGUGCUGCGCGUGAUGAGCAUGGCUAUAUCUGGAUCAAGGGCCGUGUUGAUGAUGUCAUCAAUGUCUCUGGUCACCGUUUGUCUACGGCGGAGAUUGAGUCCGCGCUUAUUACUCAUGCAGGUGUGGCGGAGACAGCUGUUGUUGGAACUGCAGACGAGCUCACUGGCCAGGCUGUCUAUGCGUUCGUGACCUUGAAGCCAGAAUUCUCGUACGACCCCAACGAUGAGGCUGGACUUGUGAAGGAGCUCACGCUCCAGGUGCGAAAAGUCAUUGGCCCCUUCGCUGCGCCGAAAAAGGUGUACAUUGUCCCUGACCUUCCGAAGACACGGUCUGGCAAGAUUAUGCGUCGUAUUAUGCGCAAGAUCGUCGCGGGCGAGGGCGACCAGCUCGGGGAUCUCAGCACACUCGCGGACCCCAGUAUUGUGGAUGUCAUCAAACAGAAGGUCGUCUUGGCGUAG